Messenger RNA from Trichoderma atroviride IMI 206040, 1280 nucleotides. RefSeq lists its product as uncharacterized. NCBI's taxonomy places the organism in Eukaryota, Fungi, Ascomycota, Sordariomycetes, Hypocreales, Hypocreaceae. The record is from RefSeq and is a predicted model, not a curated record.
GUCACUCGCUACGUCGUUCGUUUGAAGCAGCGCAAAUCCUGCAGCCCCAGGCUGUGAUAUAUACACUCGUUCUUUGUUUGUGUGCCGUUUUUGGUCACAGCCAGUCGUUUAUGAAGACAUUCGUUUUGCGCGCUUAAUUAUCAGCCAGCAACUUUUUCAAAGAAAUCGCAAAGAGACAACACAUUUCGCCAGUUUAUUUUACUCGUCUCCAAACAAAUCAAGACCAUCUUCACCAUGGCUUCUCAGCAGACUCCUCCAAAGGUCGAGAGGGCGGCCCAGAAUAACCUUCCCGAAGAUAUGAUUGCGGCGGGCUUCCAGCCGUAUUACCAGCCAUAUCCAGGCCAGCAGCAGACCAUCGCACCCCCUCCGCUUGAGACGAGCAAACGUGCCGAGUUCACCAGACUGGGAUUCUUUGGGGCUGCCCUUCUUUUGGGUAUCAUUGGCUUGGGUCUUUCCUUGUCGUCUCUUGGAGGCGAUGACAUUAGCGUGGCUAUUGCUGCGUUGCCUGCUUCUGCCAUUGCCACGAUAUGGAGUCUGGCCGAGGUCAUCACCAGAGCAGUCCGCAAAUUCAAGAGGGGCAUCCACCCUGGCGCCCACGUCGGCGUCUGUCUCAUCAUCUGGAUGAUUGCCAGCGUCACCGGCGGCAUGCUCUGCACAUAUGUCGCCUUGUACAACGGCUACGAGGACGACGAAGAAUGCAGCUUCAGCACCACCGACGGCGAGGGCCGCGUAUCCUCGUACGACUGUGCGCCCCGAGAUCCCGCCCCCAAGGGCAAGAUUGUCGGCUCCGCCGUCAUCACCUGCAUGCUCUUUGCACUCAACUUUGGCCUCUUCAUCGACGCCUGCAUCCAGACGCACAGGCGCAACGCCGCCGCCAAGCGUCCCAUCAUGGUGAUUGCGCAGCCGCAGGGCUGGCCUGCCGCACCUGUCCAGAUGCAGGCCCCUGCGGCCGCGGCGAAGGAGCCUGCGAUUAGGGAAUACUACGCUCCGGCUUGAAAAGGAAAUGGCCGAGAUUUGUCUGUUUUAUGAUGAAGCGAGAAGAGGGUCAAGGGAAUAGCAAGAUUGGACUGAUUAUACGUUUAUACCUUUUGUGGAUUUUUUUUUAUACAACGAAAAUAUGAUUCUAUGAAGAUUUCGGCGUUGGCUGGCCGUGUUUAGAUAACGUAUACCUCUGUAAUGAUAAUACUCUUGGGCCGGCAAUGGCGAAACCUGAAACUGCAAAAUUUUCCCGCAGCAGCUGUACCCUAACUAGCUCGUCCCCAAAUGUUUGACAAUGUAUG